Exophiala spinifera is the source of this 1788-nucleotide messenger RNA. RefSeq lists its product as uncharacterized. Gene Ontology annotation, molecular function: alpha-amylase activity. Gene Ontology annotation, biological process: oligosaccharide catabolic process. The coding region runs from base 1 to 1788 and encodes 595 amino acids. NCBI's taxonomy places the organism in Eukaryota, Fungi, Ascomycota, Eurotiomycetes, Chaetothyriales, Herpotrichiellaceae. The record is from RefSeq and is a predicted model, not a curated record. The transcript has a single exon.
AUGGCAAAGCAGUCCAGCUACGCCACCCGAAAAUGGUGGAAGGAAUCCGUGGUUUACCAGAUCUACCCGUCAUCAUUCCAAGACACCAACGGUGAUGGCUGGGGUGAUGUCAAAGGCAUCACUUCCAGAGUCGACUACCUCAAACAAUUGGGCAUCGAUGUGGUCUGGACAUCGCCCAUCUACAAAUCACCGCAGGCGGAUAUGGGCUACGACAUUGCAGACUACAAAGUCAUCGAUCCCAUCUACGGCUCCAUCGAAGAUGUAGACAAUCUCAUUUCGGAGCUCAAGAAGCGCGACAUGAAACUCAUGAUGGAUCUCGUAGUAAACCAUACGUCAAACCGCCAUGACUGGUUCUUGGAAAGCAGGUCCUCCAAGACCAACCCCAAGCGACACUGGUAUAUCUGGAAGCCACCGAAGUCCGUGAGCGAAGCAGGCGUACCCGAACCACCAAACAACUGGGCACAAAUCCUAGGAGAGGCCAACUCGGCAUGGACCUAUGAUACCGAGACGGGAGAAUACUACCUCUCCGUCUUCACGCCAGACCAGCCCGACCUCAACUGGGAGAACCCCGAGGUGCGCGAAGCCGUGUGGGAUGUGAUGCGAUUCUGGCUGGACCGAGGCGUGGCCGGGUUUCGAAUGGACGUGAUCAACCUGAUCUCCAAGGAACCAACGUACCCAGAUGCACCCAUCGUCCUCGACCCAGCCACCCACCCGUAUCAACCCGGGAUGCAAUUUUUCGUGAACGGACCCAAGCUGCACGACUACCUCCGCGAAAUGAACCGUGAGGUCCUGUCCAAGUACGACUGCAUCACCGUGGGUGAAAUGCCCGGCGUGUCUGACGAAAACGAGAUCCUCCGCACCGUCGGUGCCAACGCCGGCGAAUUGAACAUGAUCUUCAUCUUCGACCUCGUCGACAUCGACAAGCCCAACGUCCGCAUGGCGCUGAAGCCCUGGGACGUCAAGGAGAUGAAGUCCAUAAUCACGCGCUGGCAGCGCGUGAUGAUCGAGCACGAUGGCUGGAACUCGGUGUUCAUCGAAAACCACGACAACCCGCGCAGCAUAAGCCGGUACGCGGACGACAGCGACGCCUUCCGCGAUAAGAGCGCCAAGCUCCUCGCGUUGAUGGAGACCACGCUCGGCGGCACGCUGUUCGUCUACCAAGGCGAGGAGAUCGGGAUCCGCAACGCCCCGACCGAAUGGGACAUUGAGGAAGAGUACAAGGACAUCGAGACCAUCAACUUCUGGAAAAAGUGCCAGAAGAUCUACAAGGAUGACCCCAAGGGGCUCGAGUACGGCAAAAAGGUCAUCCACAUGAAGGCACGAGACCAUGCGCGCACGCCGAUGCAGUGGUCCCGCGAGCCCAAUGCCGGAUUCUGUCCGCCCGACGUCAAGCCGUGGAUGCGCGUCAUGGACGACUACAAGUCCGGCAUCAACGCCGAGGACCAGAUCAAGGCGGACGACGGCAACGAGUUGUCGACGUGGCAGUUCUGGCAGCGCGGCAUCCACGACCGCAAAGAACACGCCGAUGUCUUUGUGUACGGUGACUACCAGGAACUGUCACCCGAGGACCCCGUCAUCCUCGCUUACAUCCGCACCAGCCAGGCGGGCGAGAAGUGGUUGGUCGUGUUGAACUUCUCGGGCAAGGACGUUGAGUGGUCCUUGCCUGAGACCCUGAAGGUCGACUUCUACGCUUGCAGCACCUACAUCAAGGGGAAGCCCGAGAAGCCGCUGACAGGUAAGAUUCCGUUGAAGCCCUGGGAGGGUGUACUCGCGAAAUGCGCUGCCUAA